GGCACCGCAAGAGUGCGCUAGUAUACACCCGGUGUUUGUUAUUUCUCUUGCAGUCAAAAAAUAAAUAAAUAAAUAAAUAAAAUAAAAAAAACAAGACUGUCAAUUGAAGUUUUUCUUAUAUGUCGCUUCCUCUGCCCCAGGAUGGCCCAGCAAUUUCAUCCAUUGAAUCCUCUGGUGUACUGGUCCCAGACCGAAUCCCGGAUCUGCCUCAAAGUCGACCUCAGGGACUGUGAGGUGGAUGAAUUCUCGUGCAAAGACAGAAUGGUGAUAUUCAGGGCUAGUGGUCAGGGAGCAUCUGGCAUCACUCAACACUAUGCCUUCACCCUCAAUCUCUUUGGUGACACUCACGGGGAUUCUCACAGUAUUUCCGUGUCUCAAUCCAAAGUUGACAUUAUCCUCCGGAAGUCCCUGGACAAUUGGUGGCCACAGCUUCUGUCUCCGGACAGUGAAAAACCCCAUUUUCUGCGUGUUGACUUCGACAGAUGGCGCUCGCAGGACAAUGACAGUGAUAGCGAUGAUCAAAAGCGUCCAGGUGACGUCCUGACGGACUAUCCGGAUGUUUUGCAGAAACUUCAGACCCAGGAAUUGGGCUAUAGACGUGAACAGGGCAAAAAAGUCUAUUUAGUCCUAUACAAUCUUCUCCAAUUUGUCGGUUUCCUGUACAUUGUCACUGUACUGACCCUGAGAAUAGCCAGAGACGGACAUCCAGCUACCCACGAUGCUUUUGAGGCUGUUGGCAAGGUUUUCAAAUUUUGUCAAUUGAUGCAAUUCCUCGAAGUACUCCAUCCACUAUUUGGCUACACGACUGGCGGUAUCCUGGCACCAUUGAUGCAGACCACGGGCAGAGCUAUAGUACUCUUCCUGGCCAUUGACACAGAUGAACGGGUUCAGAAAUUGACAAUUGUCACGUAUUUAUUUAUCAUUUGGGCAACAAUUGAACUUGUCAGAUAUCCCCACUACCUAAUGCGCCUAAUGGGUGUCCAUGUGACACAAUUGGAAUGGCUGAGGUAUACACUAUGGAUCCCUCUCUACCCCCUUGGUGCCCUCUAUGAGACACUAGUUCUACUACGAGCAGCUGAAUUUAUGGAAGCAACAGAAAGAUUUACAGUUCGAAUGCCAAAUGCAUGGAAUGUGACUUUUGACAUGGCACUUGGCAUUCGAAUCUACGUCCUGGUGGCCAUCUUGCCGGGUGUCUCCUAUCUCAUGAGACUAAUGCAGAGGGCACGUCGGAAGCGUUUUGGUCCAAAAGCCAAGAAAAUGUAAGUAAAAUAGAGGACCACGGGGAUUUGGGAUCACAACAAAUGAGCAACAAAAGACCAAAAAAUUCAUCAAAAUAAUGGUGUAAGGAAAUUGAGUGAUGGGAUUAAAUUCGAAAGAAAAAAAAACUAAUGGUUGAAUUAAGU
Phlebotomus papatasi is the source of this 1403-nucleotide messenger RNA. RefSeq names its product very-long-chain (3R)-3-hydroxyacyl-CoA dehydratase (gene Hacd2). Gene Ontology annotation, biological process: very long-chain fatty acid biosynthetic process; sphingolipid biosynthetic process; fatty acid elongation. Gene Ontology annotation, cellular component: endoplasmic reticulum membrane. Gene Ontology annotation, molecular function: 3-hydroxyacyl-CoA dehydratase activity. Lineage: Eukaryota; Metazoa; Arthropoda; Insecta; Diptera; Psychodidae. The record is from RefSeq and is a predicted model, not a curated record. Bases 142 to 1263 code for a protein of 373 amino acids. The transcript has 4 exons.